Fonsecaea nubica is the source of this 1152-nucleotide messenger RNA. RefSeq lists its product as hypothetical. NCBI's taxonomy places the organism in Eukaryota, Fungi, Ascomycota, Eurotiomycetes, Chaetothyriales, Herpotrichiellaceae. Bases 1 to 1152 code for a protein of 383 amino acids. The record is from RefSeq and is a predicted model, not a curated record. The transcript is spliced from 2 exons.
AUGUUAUCCAGUUUCCGGCUCGAUGCCAUCAAUAGCAGCGCGACCAAUAUUCGCCAUGUUCCUCCACUCGCGUUGCCCUUCUCGCGCGCUCCACCGCCCUACAGCAGCUGCACCAGGUUAGGCAAACAGACAGCGGUGCACCACCUAUCGGAGACUAUGGGGUCUACCAAGGAGGAAUUGUAUCGAUCCAGUCUGGCUCGCCUUCAGCUGGAGCUGGGAUUGCCCGACCACGUCGCGAAGCAUCUUGACGCAGCGAUCAAAGAGCUGAUUGUCUCACCGGUGACGCAAGAUGGAGCACACUCCGUGUUGAACUACGGGAUCGACUUCGAGGCUGUUGCCAGCAAGGUGGAGAGCUGCCCUGACUUUCGACCUUAUUUCGAGAGAACGCGGUCCCACAGCUGGGUGACGUGCUUGAACAAUGCUCUCUACUUCUGGGCCCACGCAGUUUGUGGGAUCCCCGAGCUCUGGAAAAGAGAGACUCCCGCGAGCCAGAGAUCAUCAGUCAGCCAGGUGCACGAAUUUCCCCACGAUCCGGAAUCCACCGUUGAAAGUACACCAUCGUCUGCUACUCUCACAUCUCUUUCUGCUGGCAGUAGUAGGGAGGACUCUCCCGGUCACCCCAACGAUGUCUAUAUGGCUCCUCCAGGCAGCACCAGCCACCUGGCUGGGGAGCUCUGGAUGAGGGUAUACCCGGGCAAAUAUGUCAACUACAUCGAGAUCCGCGCCAUCAGCGGCGUUCAGGAGGUGGUGUUGAGCGGGCGGAUGCAGGACCUGUUUCGCGUGCGCUGUCCGCCGGGUCUCACCAAGUACGGGUACGACUACGUGCUGCCGCACUGUCGACGAUUCCUGGAGAAGCACCGGGGCGCGCCGCCCAACGCCGAGGUCGAGCUCUUCUACUACGUCAAGAUGCCGACCAUGGCGAGCCCGAUCCGCAUCGCCAUCUGGGACAACGGGUCGUGCGAAAUGGCUUACGACAGCUGGCUGCGCCUUAAGAACUCGCGAAUCCCGUUUCUGCUCUUCCUGGACGACCAGAAGCACACACGCCCGUCGCUGAAGCUCCUCUUGCCUCCCAUCUCGCCGCGCAAGCUACUCGAGAGCUCGCCAGACUCGGUGACACGAGGCGGCUACCGCCACCAGUCCGAGGGUUUAUGA